This is a messenger RNA of Pocillopora damicornis (cauliflower coral), 1658 nucleotides long. Its product is annotated as galanin receptor 2a-like. NCBI's taxonomy places the organism in Eukaryota, Metazoa, Cnidaria, Anthozoa, Scleractinia, Pocilloporidae. Gene Ontology annotation, biological process: G protein-coupled receptor signaling pathway. Gene Ontology annotation, molecular function: G protein-coupled receptor activity. The record is from RefSeq and is a predicted model, not a curated record. Gene Ontology annotation, cellular component: plasma membrane.
UUUGAACAAUUUCAAAUGAAUCCAUUUAUGAUUACGAUAUAAAAGACAUCAUCAUCAUUUUGUACUCAAAUUGCAACCAUUGUAACUUCGUGCAGCCUGAUUUCUUGCAUUCCUGUAACUGAUCCAACUUUAUAUCAGAAGGUAUACAGAAAAGAUGGCAGAAUUGGCCAUACAUUUCACCAUGAGUUCCUCUAUGAAUUACUCGCUAAACGAAACACAAAUGUCCAAUGGCCUGUUGAACCGCGAAGUUGAAAUUCUCCGCAAUCGCUUUUUUGUCAUUUGCCUUAUCUCCGCUUUCUAUCUUUGUUGUCUAUCAGUUCUGACGACUCUUUCGAACUGUGCACUGUUGGUAGUCCUUUAUGAAGACCCAUUCAAGACAUUUCGUCAUCCUCCAAACGUUUUCAUCUUCGGAUUAGCUCUGGCGGAUUUUUUCACCGGAAUCGCAGUGGAUCCACUAUUUGCGUAUUUUUACUUUAAACUCUACAAAGAUACAUUCAACGACGAAGAUUACAACCGCACUUUAAAACUGGCUGGUUUCCUGUCUGGUAUAACAAUGAACGUGUCUUGUCUAACAAUUUUGUCUCUCUCUUGGAUGCAGUUUAUUGCGAUUACGUUUCCACACCGCCACAAACAGCUUGUUACGACGAAAAGGGUAGUAGCUUGCGUUUGCGUUAUAUGGGUUUACUCGCUGCUAUUCUCCUGCUCGUUUUUAUUGGGCAUUCCAGAGAAAAUUAUCCAAAAGAUAGACGUAUUUUUUAAUCUGUCCUUCACAAAUUUUCUCGUCCUCCUCUCGUAUAUUGCGCUACACAUUUCGUACCGUCGUCAAGUUGCUCGUUUAUCUCCGUGGCAGAUCGAUGGCACUUCGGAAUAUCGAAGAAAACGAGACCAGAAACAUUUUGUUGUGGUAAGCUUACUUCUUGCUACAUGUCUACUGAUUUUUGUCGUUCCUGUGACUGUUAUGUGGUAUUUGACGCUUUACUGGAGACCAGAGACUUACGAAGCACAAAUCAAGGCUACAAUGGCGAAUAUUACUAUAGACACGACUCUAUUUCUUAAGUUCCUCAUUGAUCCGUUUAUCUACGCUUGGCGACUUCCUAAAUUUAGGCAGGCAAUGAAAGCAAUUUUUUUGAAGAGACGUCGGGCGUCCUCCAACGGAGCUGUGAAUUUAACUUUGUACAAUUUAAACAUUCAUCCAUCUUCUAGUAAAGUCAGCUGACAUAUUUGCAGGCUUUAAGGGAUUCUUUUGUUUUCGAAACAAGAAUGAUCAGUUUUAAGAGAUUUUGACUUCACUUCUCAAGUCAAUUCAAUGACAAUUUAAAACCGAGAUAUUUCUGUUCCAAUAAAAAAACACAGCCAUUUCAAUUUAAUGUCAGCUAUUAUCCUUGAAGAUGUAAACUUUUCCGUCAAAUUUGCGCAACAUUGGCUGUCAAACAAAGUUAUCUUUUCAGAUGUAGACCAAGGAAUCGUUGGCGACAAUUCCACCAAACAUGGGUAAACCAAACAUAGUUUUUUUUUUUUAAUAAAAAGAUAUUUCACCUAUUUCUGCUUAUGUGUACAACAUUAAACAUCGCUAUUGCGGCUAUUAACUUUUUUUUUUCUUUAUGGAGCCAGGUGAAAAAUUCGAGUACGUACACUGACUGAACUCAUAAAAUUUCAGC